CAUACUCGGCAGAAACGGGCGCGACCGUCCCGGCGCAGAAACGCAAAAUGCUCGCCUCGUUCGUCUGCCCCAUCUCGCACGAGGUCAUGACCGACCCGGUCGUCGCCAUGGACGGCCACUCGUACGAGCGUCACUGCAUUGCCACGUGGCUGCGCACGCACACGACGAGCCCGUCGACGAACGCACAUCUGGCCUCGACGCUGCUGGUGCCCAACUUUGCGCUCAAGCAAGCCAUCGACGAGUACACCGCGAGCCAUGCAGCGAGCCGCGCCCGCGAGGCACUGCCGCUAGACGGCUACUUCAUCUACCGCCUCCUCGAGCCCAUCCAUGUCUGCGCGUCGCCACAGUUUGCCCAUCGCGCCAAGCAGCCGGACGGGUCGCCCUACAUCUUGCCCACGGGCGCGCUCGUCAUUGCAACGCGCCGCGAGUACGGCCAAGACGACGCAAUCUUUCUCCAGAUCGAAGCUGGUCGGUACAUUUACGAGGCCCGCAGCGGCAUUGCCAUGGCGGCGCGGGUGACCCCGGUGCCCGGCCUCCGCGUCCACGACGUUCUCGCCGCCACGCCGCUCUACAAUGGCUUGGGUCCCACCACGGUGAUGGUCGGGUCCUUGGCGUACGGCGACCUCGUCUCGACCGACUUGCACGUGCACGAUCUCCUCGGUGGGUCGUUUGCCCGGCUCGAAGGAUCGAUGCUAUGGGUCUCGACCACCGAGCUCCUCCGGGUGUUUCCCACUCGUGACUGCAACGCUGUGGCCCUCGAUGACAACACGACGCUAGUCUCCAACCCGUCGCCAAGCGUCGCCACGUGUCUCGAGACGCUGCAGAAAGGCCAAGUGAUUUGCAGUACGCUGGUGUUUUCAGCGAAUGUGCCCGAAGUCUACGUCGUCCGGGCCUCCAGCGGCGACCGCGCUGGCUGGCUCACGGCAACAAAGGCCCAGCUGGUCACUUCUACGCAAGAGAGCGUGUCAUUUCCGCACCUUUCGCUCAAUGUGGUCGUCGCGGCGACGGCCAGCGUUGCACGUCGCCGGUCGCGCGAGACGUACGAAGGCGACGACGACACUGUCCGCAGCACCGCCAUGCUCCCGGCGCUCAAGCGACAAUGCGUCUGAGACCCAGUGCAAUGGGCCACAUAACUUAAUUCAAAAUGUGCAUUUUUCGAUAAAGA
Messenger RNA from Saprolegnia diclina VS20, 1165 nucleotides. RefSeq lists its product as hypothetical. Lineage: Eukaryota; Oomycota; Saprolegniomycetes; Saprolegniales; Saprolegniaceae. The transcript has a single exon. Bases 48 to 1109 code for a protein of 353 amino acids. Gene Ontology annotation, molecular function: ubiquitin-protein transferase activity. The record is from RefSeq and is a predicted model, not a curated record. Gene Ontology annotation, biological process: protein ubiquitination.